UACCUCCCUCAAAAAUCCCGUGAUUCACUUGAGACACCCCCUGAUUGCUCCGCCAGGGUAGCGCCUGAAUCUAGUUCUUGAAUCCGCUCGGCUAGGGUAGUGCCUGAAUCCUCGGGAGCAAAGCUUGCGAAUUCGCAGAGAUCCGAAUGCGCGAGAAGCCGUCGUGAGCGCGUCGAGUCCGCGGGUAGUCCCAGAACUUCCAGGCCGGAGGCAAUCAAAGCGCCUGAGGAGGAUAGCGGUUGUCUGAAUGUACUCGCAGCCGCUGCGCAUAAGAUCGCCGCCUAACCGUCCGUCAGACCGCAAGCCGUCUUCAUCAUGGUUCGGUAGCCGGCCUAUCGCCUCUGCCGGCUCCACCGGCGGGGCAGCAGCAGAGGGAGGAGGAGGAAGAGGAGCAGGAGGUGCAGGAGGAGCAUCCCCACGCGACUCUGCUGCUGCAGGUGGUAACCCGAAAUCGCCUCUUUCGCGCGGAGGUCGUUUAUCCGCCGGUUCUAGACUACCCAGGAGUAAGAUCAGCCUUAGCGACGAUGAAUGCUCCUCGUUUGAGUCACCCCCGGCAAGAUCACCCUCGUCCCCGCGAUCCCCGUCGUGCGGCGAUUCGCGCGUAGCAGCAGCGACAGGUGCGGCGAAACUCCUGCCGCAUAUCCCGCCGCCGUCGCACGCGUGGACCAAUCACCGCUUCGGAUUCAGCUCCAUAGGGCAUACCGGCAGCGGCAUCAGCAGCAGCAGCGCGAAGGGUGUGAUCGCCAGGAGCCGCAAAGGCGGGGGAUACGGGGGGGAUUCAACAGGUAAUGGGGGGGUUUCUCCAGGGCCCAGCAGCCCGUGGAGACGCGCGGGUGGUAGCGCCAGCGGUAGCGGCGGCGGCGGGAGCGUCGCUGCUCGUUUACAGAACAUUCUCCUCGUUAUAAUCCUCUUCCUGUGUUCCAACUUCGCGGGGCACUACUACCCGUUCCUCUGGUCGCCCGCCGCGCGCGCGUCCCUGCUCGCCACGCGGCAGCGCCUCCCGGAUAUCCGCACGGGCCGAGGGGGGGACGAGUGGAACGCGGAUGGGGGGAACGCGGAUGGGGGGAACGCGGAUGGAGGCAUGAGCCUGAGCGACGAAGGCCGGCGAAGCAUCAUGGCGCUAGCAGCGGCGGACGGACUCCGGGAAAGCGGGUUUGAAACGAGGUGGGGAGAUGGUGGCGUUGAGGGCCGGGAAGGGUCAGGCGAGGGGGUGGGAGAAACGGACGGGGUGGGCGGAGGGGUGCCGCGGCGGGCGUGGCAGUCUCGGUUCGUGCGCGAUGUGAGGGUCGACGUGGGGGCAGAGCCGCUGUGCUCCGACAUCGUGCCGGACGAAUUCCGACAAUCCACGGACCAAAUGCAGCCGGUCACGUCCCUAUUAGACUUCCUGCGCCCCAACGAGCGCUUCCUCGCCUUCCUGCCUCGCCACGGCCUUGGGAACUCCCUGCGCGGGUUCGUCUCCGCGUUUGUGUACGCCAGCCUGGCGGGGCGGCGGCUGGUGCGGCUGCACGCGGGGCAGCACGCCAAGGUGUACGACCUCCUCUGCCAGGCGUAUGCGUGCAGCUUUGACGCCGUGGGGCAGCCGGGAGGGGCGGAUAGAGGGGAGGAGGAGGGGGAGGGGAGUGCGGGAGGGGAUGGGGGUGGGGGGUUGAAGGGGGAUGUGGGGACGGAGGGGUCGGUGGGGGUGGUGAGGAGUGCGAGCGAGGGGCGCAGCGGCACGGGCACGGAGCUGCUGCGCAAGUUUGCAAUGCUGCGACCCGUCUACUUCCUGGAAAGAUACUCCAGCUUCCAAACCAUAGCGGCAUCACUGCAGUCGGACUACCCCGUCCUCGCCACGCGCAGCGGCACUCUCUUCGACCUCUUCUGGCACCGCAGUGACCGCCUGCGCUCAUGCGUCUUUGCAGCAUUCCACUGCUCCUCGGUGUGGUGCGUCCACUCCCGAGCCAUGUUCUCCUUUCUCACUCGCAACGGCCCGACACCAGCCCUCGCCUCCACCAUCUCUGCUGUUCUGCACCGCGUGCCGCACACAGGCAGUGACAGCAGCGAUAGCAAAAAUAGCAGCACCCAAGCGCCAGACAAUACAGGCAGUAGCAGCAGCAGUAGCAGCAGUAGCAGCAGCACAGCAGACCCAGCAGCAGCCGCAGCGUCAUCUCUUGAGAGUGAGGCAGUGCAUGCGGGGCCAGAGAUAGAGUUCGACGUGGGGUUCCACGUGCGCACGCGCACCCUGGCUGUUGAGAAGGUCAUCAAGCAAUCCGCGGACACGUACCAAGAGGCCGACUGUGAAGACCCUGACGAUUCCCCUGAUACCAGCAGCAGCAGCAGCAGCAGCAGCACCACCAGCACCAGCAGCACCAGCACCAGCAGCACCAGCAGCAGUGGUGGUGGUGGUGGUGGUGGUGGCGGCGGUGGUCGUGGCAAUUCCACCUACCCCCGCCCUAAGUUCCUGCGCAACUGUUUCUGGGAGUGCAUAGGGGGCAUCCUCAGCACCCUGCGGUCCAUGCGAGUUCCACUCACCAGCAAAGAGCCCGCCAACAGCAGACACCCAUCCAGCAGCAGCAGCAGCAGCAGCAGCAGCAGCAGGGAGGGCAGCAGGGAGGGCACCAGGGAAUUCUCUAUCUUUCUGGCCACGGAUGAUGAGGAGAAUAGACCAGAGUUCGUAUCCCGCCUGGCUCAGUACGGCACAGUGUACUUCUCCUCUGGAGCUAUCUUUCACACUUCAAAGGCUGGGGGCAGCGGGGGCACUGAGGGGUUGGAGAGCAGCAGUUGGGUGACAGGGGCUGAUAGCAGCAGCAACAGAAGCAGCAGCCGUAGAAGCAGCAGCAGCAGCAGUCUAAGCGUUAGCAGCACUAGUGGCGAUAUUCCUGGUAGUGUGGCCAGGCGGCUUCCCACCAUGGCUGAGUUCUUUCUGCUGUCCAAAGCUCGGACCAUCAUUGAAGCUGGCAGCUACAUCAGCACCUUUGCCUACUUUGCUGGGCUGCUGGGUAAUGGGACGUUGUCAAGUGUAGAUAUGAAGGGCGGGCAGUGUAGACUACACCACGAACACGUGGCUCAAGGCAUGUUUGGGUGAUAUGUACAUUCUGUUUCUGUUGCUAAUCCAGUGCUUCAAUGAUU
Messenger RNA from Closterium sp. NIES-67, 3108 nucleotides. The record is from the annotation of a GenBank genome assembly. NCBI's taxonomy places the organism in Eukaryota, Viridiplantae, Streptophyta, Zygnematophyceae, Desmidiales, Closteriaceae.